GGGCCAGACGUUGAUCGAUGGCAACCCUGACCGGCCCUACGUACCGGCGCCCGACGUACCCUGCUUGUGUGCGUUGUCCCUACCUACCGAGAUUGUGCGUCAAGCCGAGUUUGUGAAGUAGGCGGGGGCGUCCUGACACCACCGGGUGAAGCUAGCGUUUGCACGGGACGCACGGAGAGCGACGCACGCACGCGUAUGGAUGGAGGUAGGCUGAUGUCGCAAUGCGCCGCAGUGCAUGUCGCUCGGCAGGCAAAACAUUAUCAAUGACUGACGCAUGGGUGGGCACCACAUACUCUGCUGCUGUUGGUGCUACGGAUGCCCGGAUUGCUGUUAAUUGGCCGCCGAUCUAUCUUUGUGGAUGACUGGCUUGACUGGCGCACCGGCGAGAAGUGGCGACGCACUCUGAUGAUGCUGUUUCUCAUGCCCCCACAACGUGCGCUACAUAAUAGACGGCAUACCCUACCUCACAACGGAGGAUUAUUCCAAGUAGCUUGGUGAACUACGUGUGUGUGCGCGUGUGCGCGUGUGCGUGUGCGUGUGCUCAUAUGCCACGCAACUGGGUACUUUCGGGAAGCUUGUGUGGCGGCUUAGCCAGCUGGUGCCUGCUGCUACUGCUGGUACAUACAGCUGGCAGGGAAGGUUUGGCUUGCGCGCUGGCUAGCUGGCGGGCUGGCUGGUGGGACAACGCAUGUGAGCAAAGCAGGCACAUCUCGCCUUGCUAUACCGGACGCGUUUUUGUGUAUGCGCUUGGGCACCUCCAUCGGACCUUCCUGCUGCCUGUUGCAGUUGCGGGCGGGAAGCUUCAGACGUGGCGUGAGCGUGGCACGAAUUCGCAUUUGCGCUUACUUCCUACACUAACACUUUAAAAAUUAUGGUCUGUCAUGACGCCCACCGCAGACACGCCACCGAAGGCUGUCGUUGCUAGCUGUCGCACGUUGUGAAUGAAUGUCUGGGCAUGUCUGGCGAAUGCUGCGAGGCCAGCGAAUGAGGAGAUUUAAUCGGUGGUGUCAAGUAAGGCGAGACCCAAGGCAUGCGUAUGAGCCUAAGCUAAGCUACGCAUCGCGCAAAGCUACUCAUCAUCACGCUUACAUACAUACAUGGAACAUGUAUAUAUGUGUGCGUGGUUCGUACUGCUGGUGCGCUGGGCGGGCGUUGGAGCGAUGUGGCGGAGAGCGGGCGCUGCACAUACUUGAUGCAUGCAUGUCGCCAACUGCCGCUGACUGCUGCUGCCGCUUUGUCUGAAUCUGCACGGGCUGUGGAUGGGGCCUGCCUAAUUAGCGCAGACCCGCAAGGAUGCAUGCCGGGAGAUAAGAACGUGUGGCGGCGGGGUACGCACAUGCGCAAGAACAAGUAAGGCGCCUUUAUUAGAUUUCACUGAAAACUUGAUUGGUGGCGUCACAUAGCUGCAAUCGCCUGUCACUCCUUCUGAAGCGCGCUAGGCGUUGGCUUGCAGCGCGCACGCACGUGGAUUGGCAGACAGGACGCGAUGAUGAUGGGUUACAGGAUCGGAAGUGAGAGUUCCUAAACCCGUCACGAAUGGGCGGGCCGGGUCAUAUGUACGUGUUUCUGCCGGUAUGCAGCUGCUUGCUUGGAUGGAGUGCGGCAAUCCCUGUUAACGAACGUGGGAGUAACUCGCGGUUGAUGCAUGUGGGCCGUACCGUUGCGGCCUGACCCAUGGAUGGGCGGGUACAUAUGUAGGGGAGGCAGUGCUUAGCAGAUGGAUGUUGUGGUGAUGUCGGUUGGGUGGCUCCUUGGGGCUUCGCGUGAGUGUAGUGCGUGUGCUGGAGGCAACGGGAGGUGGUCGCGGUGGUUUGACCGGGCUAUGCCCGGGAGAUGAGGUACUUUCGAGACUUGUGGGAAACGCAGGCAUGCACCAACGGGGCGUGGACGCAGCCCACUUCUCCCUUGAUAGGGAGAGCCACCAUUCUUGUCCUCGAGACCGGUACAAACGAUGCCAAUGGAACACACGCGCAAACCCAGUACUUGUAUUUUGGGAGAGAGAACCAACCAACACACGCAAAUUCAGUACUUGUAUUUGGAAGAGAGAGUCAUAAUUACCAUUGUGGCAUGAUUGUAGUUUAUUGUGGCACCUGUGGAGCGUGGAGGAGGCUGGUGGUUUUGUUUGGUCGGCCUUUGGGCGGCCCUCUCUUUGCUUCGGCGGCCCUUGGGCGACUGCAUGCAGCGGUGACAGGAUGCAGGCCAUGUGAAUAAAUACGGCGGGUGCUCCGUUUCUUGUCUAUCUCUUCCAUGUCCUGCGGCUACAUACUAUGCGCAAGCAGGCCGUUGCAAGCAGCAGGUCGGUCCGCAUGCCAAUCCACAUACGCGGGUUCACGCACGUACGUGUGAUUGCAUUGUGUAAAUAGGCUGAACUUGCGUUGCGGGGUUGGACGUAAGCCGCUGCCCCGGCGGGCCCUCGCUCGGGCCCUGCUGCAUUACGGUGGGUACUACCGUACUGCCACGCUCAAUUGGUGACACCAAAUUGGUGAAAAUCACCAAUUUGGUAGCAGGGAACAAUGUCGACUAGGAUUUGCCAGAGCCCGUCACCAAUUCCUGUGCACUCUGAAUCCAAGUCGGGCGAAAACACGCAAAGAGGCUGCUUUGGCUAGUGACGCUAUUCCUAUACUAAGCAAUAGUGUACGCACAAUGCUCAGUGUAGCCCCCAAAGGCCCUAAGCAGCUUAAGCUGUGGGACAUUGGCUGGAUAGCGCCUGACUGCGCCUGCAAGCGCGGGGCUUGUGUUGCAUACCGUACGGUACGGUGCUGCUGGGUGCGUGGUUGUGAAGCUGAGCAGCAGAAGUACUGUGGGACGUUGGCUGGAGAGCGCCGGGGCUUGUGUUGCAGCUGCCGGGGCCGGAGACGCUGGGUACGAUUCGGGGGGUCCCAUCACCAAUUCUGUGACACGGGUGUAAUUCGGCCUGGCU
Molecule: messenger RNA, 2920 nt
Organism: Chlamydomonas reinhardtii
Lineage: Eukaryota; Viridiplantae; Chlorophyta; Chlorophyceae; Chlamydomonadales; Chlamydomonadaceae
Exons: 1
Coding region: 316-498 (60 amino acids)
Source: RefSeq, a predicted model, not a curated record